Messenger RNA from Cyprinus carpio (common carp), 6203 nucleotides. Its product is annotated as zinc finger protein 219-like. NCBI's taxonomy places the organism in Eukaryota, Metazoa, Chordata, Actinopteri, Cypriniformes, Cyprinidae. The record is from RefSeq and is a predicted model, not a curated record. Gene Ontology annotation, cellular component: nucleus. Gene Ontology annotation, molecular function: RNA polymerase II cis-regulatory region sequence-specific DNA binding; DNA-binding transcription factor activity, RNA polymerase II-specific. Gene Ontology annotation, biological process: regulation of DNA-templated transcription.
GAGAGAGAGAGACGUGUGAGGAAAGAGAGGAGGAGGAGGAGAAGAUAGAGAGGGCAGAAGGGAGGGGGGCAUCGGCGUAUGCUUGUAUACAACUACCCCCGAUUUCCAUUUUUUUCCCUAACUCGUAAUGUAUUUAAUUCAAGUGAAACGUAAUCAUGACGUGUGUUGUCAUUAAUCUCCUCGCCGCCUCUCCCCAUCUUUGAACUGAACCUUCAAACUGACCACAAGUCUCUCAGAGUAAUAUAAAGAGGAGAUCAGGUGAAGAAUGCGGAUGACUUGGAAUUUCAACCUAAAAAGAGGACGUUGAAGGGAAGGAGGAUUUCGCACACGCUUGAGUCGCUGUGUGUGGGAGCCGGGGUGCUGUGAGAGAUAAAGUUCAGGCCAAGGGGACUGUUGGAGGUGGUCAGGCAGAUUGCCACAAUCAAAACGCACUCUCUUUAAUUCAAGGAAGUGAAGCAUGGCAUAGACACAUCAACAAGUAUGGAUUCCCCACCAGAGAGUAUGCUGGCUCUUUCCUGUGAGCCUCCAUUGUCUCCUCCCUCCAUGCCGUCCCUGGACCACAGUCCCCAAUUCCUACCCCAGAGUCCUCAAUCUACCCCUUCUAGCCCUCAAACUGAACUCUAUGCCCCGGUCUCACCCUGCCCCCUUCCAGAGGCCAGCCUCCAAGAUGAGGAGGAGGAUGAGGAGUUGUCAACCCCCCCUUCACCCACCCCAGCUGUGGCGCUGUUUCCUGGUGAACUGGAGCUUGGCAGUCCCUCAUCGGAGAGCAGCCCCCCAGCCACACCAUUAGCACCUUUUCCUGGUUUUGGAGCUCUAGAACAGGCCAUCUCCUCUGGGCAAAGUACCACCUGCGAUGAUGAGUUGGAUCUUCAGCUUUUCAACAAUGAGGGCAUGGCUGUCCCCGGAGGGACAAGCUCUGGGCCUGGCCUAAGGUUCCCUUGCCAUGUGUGUGGAAAGAGGUUCCGCUUCCAGAGUAUUUUGUCUCUGCAUGCUCGAGCACACAGUUUAGACAGGGAGCGUCGAGCUUCAGCUCCCUACCGGACCACACAUGCCAAACUGCAGCAGAACCAUGUAGGCGACAAUGUAAUCCAGAAUCUCAACAACAGAGAGCUUGGGGUGAAACAGAGUCCAUUAUCUGCGUCAUUACAAAAGAGUAUAGAUGAAGACAUGGUUCCAGAGGAACCUCUUCAAACUGCAAGCAGCCCUCAGUUCCUAUUUGAAGAAACCACAGCCCUGACUCCACCUCUAACAGAGGAAGCACCAAUCUCAUCCUCCUUCUCUCCACUUGGCCAUGCCCACUUGGAAGACAACACCCCCUCCACAGCUGCUUCUUCCUUCCGGUGUCACGCUUGUAAGGGUAAGUUUCGUACAGCUUCAGAGUUGGCUCGUCAUGUGCGGAUCCUCCACAACCCCUACAAAUGUACAAUGUGUCCCUUCUCAGCCAGUCAGGAGGAAAGACUGGCUGCCCAUCUGCAGGAGAGCCACCCACCUGAGAAUCCUGCCACUGAAACGGUUUUUCCUUCUCACCCUAUAACAGCACCAACAGAGACUCCUCCUUCACAAAUGCCAGUUGUUCCAGCUUUCCGAUGCGAGACAUGCGGGCAGCGUUUUACUCAGUCCUGGUUUUUGAAGGGGCACAUGCGGAAGCACAAGGACUCAUUGGAUCACAAGUGCCAGGUGUGUGGCCGUGGCUUCAAGGAACCCUGGUUCCUAAAGAAUCAUAUGAAGGUGCAUCUCAACAAGCUGGGCCUCAAAGCUGGAUUGGGAAAUCUGGGGCCAGCUGGAAAUGAGCAAUCCAAAGGUCCUGCAAGCACACAAGUGUUGGGGGCCCUGUAUUCUAACUUGCUCCUGGCUCGCAGUAUGACCGGUGGCGGUGGUUCAGGAAGUCGCACGGAGAGGUCAGAUGCCAGUGCAGGCUCAAGCAAAUCGUCUAUAUUGGGUUAUCUGGGCUUACCCAAAGACAACAGCAAUGGAAGUUGCAUUGAGCGCCUUCAGGCAGUGGCACAGGUUGCAGAAAUGGGUAAUGGUGGAGGACGGGGAGGUGAUGCAGCAGACGGAGCGGACCAGGCAGCCAUGUGGCAGCUGGUUGCUCGCAGUCUGGUAGCAGCACAGCACAACCAACAGCAACAGCAGCAGCGAUCUCCUUCGCACCAUCAGCUUCCUUCUUCACGAGGCACAGUCGCUGGGGAAGCCAAGCAGUUGAGGGCCUACCUAGGUGGAAUGGGUUCUAGAGAGGAGCUAGAGGGAUCUAGUUCACCUUGGGAGUGUCCAGAUUGUGGAAAGCUGUUCAGAAGCCUUCAGCAGGUGGUUGCUCAUGCCCGUGUCCAUGUCCAGAAACCACAGAAAGGUCAAAGUGCCCGAGGGGGCAUGUCCAGAGAUGAGGACAUUAUAAACAGAGCAAGUGGAGCUCAGGCAACAGGUGGAGUAGGAGGUUUACAAAGAACUAGUGACAAUGAAGGAAGGCAGGAGGGAAAGCAGCUACCAUCAGGAGUCGGGACAGCUGGGAGCUUCCAUUCUGUCAUAUCACAUCUUUCUGGUCAGAAUGGUCUACGGGGGUCAUCCUCUUCCACUUCAUCUUCAAGAGAGCGUGUUCGGGGAACAGGGAUAAAGGAUUGCCCCUACUGUGGUAAAGCCUUCCGGUCUUCCCAUCACCUUAAAGUGCACCUCCGUGUACACACAGGUGAGAGACCAUACAAAUGCCCACACUGUGAUUAUGCUGGCACCCAGUCUGGCUCUCUCAAGUACCACCUUCAGCGUCAUCAUCGUGAGCAAAGGAACGCUAUGGCAACCACCACAAAUUCCCCAUCACCGAGCCUCCCCUCUCUGACUGGGUGUCCUCAUGAAGGGGUGAAAAAGCGGCGUCACCCCUCUAUGUCCCAGUCUUCUUUUAGGAGGGAUCCUGGAGAGGCUCCUUCUUCAAGGCACAGUCAGUCAUGGGCUGCAAGCCCGCCAGAGAAGAAGGAGGGCAUUACGGCAUCUGGACGUCAAAGAGAGGGAGACAUGGAGAGUCAGUAUCUCAGUCUUUCAGGAAUGAUGGGUACACUCUUUGCCGGCAGUCUAGAACCAAGUUGGAUUGGGGAGGUACCACCUCCGAAAAUGCCCAAAGUGUCUCGACGGAAACCCCUUACUACAAGUCGCAUGAUGUCAGCAAAUGGCUACCAGGGCGGGAUGAAGUCCAGUGGGUCCCAGGAAGGAGGCUUUGAACCUCUGGACCUUUCCCGCCGCCCUUUACAAGAUGAAGAGGGAGUGAGUAGUUCUGUAGGUGGACCGUCAGGUGGCUCUAAAGGAGGGAAUGACAUCCUCAAUCAAUGUGUCUUCUGUCCCUUCCGGACCUCUUCUGUUGAGCUUAUGGCCAUGCACCUUCAGGUUAAUCACACCAGCAAGUCUCGUCGCAAGAGGGGAGCCACUCUCACUUCCACCGGUCAUUCUCCAAGACUAACUUUGGCCGGGCCAGACCACGAUCCGCUGGCUCUGUGGAAGUUCCUCGGUGCAGCGGACGGAGUAGCCUCCCCUGAGGAUUGGGUCUCGUUCAAGACAAGAGCUGAGAAUGGAGUCAGCCCAGAGAACAGGGACACAGAGGACAGUUUGGAGCUGAACCCUGGACCUGUGGGAAGCGUCGGUGCCACAGAGAAGGGGCUCAAUAUGAGCGAGGACCUGGAUGAGGAAGAUGAGGAAGUCGAUGAGGAGGAGGAUGACCUGGAAGCAAAUGGCAGCUUUGGAAGUGUACCCCAGAAUCAGAGCAGAAGGGCUCAGUCUGUUUCAUCAGACCUCAUGGGUGAGGAUCUGCUCAAGGAGGAGGAAGGCGUUUUGGGGAAAUAACAUCUAACAAGAGCCCUGGACGAGUUCGGACAUAGCAGCAGGAGAGAAACAUUUGGGAAAUACAGUUGUCCAGGGUCCCUCUUAUCAUUCAGACCAAGGGCAGACCAGUCGCUAUGCUAACAUACUGUACAGUAUCAGUAAACAGAUAACCUGCAAAAGUAUUUAAAUCAAACAUUCCCCUUAAUAUAUCUUCCGAGCCCUCCUUGGUUAGUGAUUGAUUACCUCUACACACACACAGAGACACACAGAGAUAUCCAGUAUUGUAUGCUAGUCCAAGGUUGCCUGUCUCGGGGCCUUCUUGAACACUGUUCUCUUGUUCCUGUCUUCUUGUCAGUGAACGCAAUUCAUGCCAAGUUGUAUAUCAUUUUCAGUUUCCUUGCUCCUCCUGUGAAUCUCGCUUUCAUCUCAACGAGGACCUGGAAUGUCAAUCUGGGCAGCCGGUAAAGCAAAAAAAAAAAAAAAAAAAAAGAGACACUGUUCUUAAUCGCUACGAUAUACAGUAUUAAUGCUGAGAGAGACGGACAUCCUACUUCCACAUGAACUUGAUCUGACUGCACAUCUUCAGCAAACCAAAGGAGCCAGACUCUGAACAGAAUGCUGUGAUAACUGAACGGUACUUGUGAAUCACCUCUAACAGAACAGGACAGAGUAAAGAUUAUAUUACCAGAUAUCCACACACUGCCAGUCUGCUCCGACGGGUCUUCUUCAGAUAUUAUAUCAAACAGAGAUUCUGCCUCUUCUAUAUGCUAUUUCUCUCAGUGCCUGUUGAUGUAAAAGGUUUUUAGCAGAUUCAGUAACACAGGAAUAUAGUUACAGUGAAUAUAUACAGUAUAUAUGUGUAGUUGUGCUAGAGCGUAGAGUUCUGUGACAAUAUGGUGGCAGUUUGUGUGAUUAUGUCAGCUGUGAAUGAAACAAUGAAUGAGCCCAGAGCACCACAUGUGGGAACAGCUGGCUGUUUGACAACGGCCCCAUGGAAGUGUUUACAUUACAUACACCAACAGGAUUUCCGUGUGGAAUCCAGAUCACCGUUACUAUGGAAAUAGUUCAAAUUUCAGGGUUUGAAACAAAUCACAAUCUAGAAAAUGGAGGCUCUGCAAUAUAUCCUAAAUAUUCCUGUUAUCUCAGAUUCUCAAACCAUCCGGGAGAGGGUGGAAAGUGGGUCUCUACUGAAACAUUCAGUAAGCUGUUUUUUUUUUUUUUUUUUUUUUUUUUUUUAAAUAUCAAAAACUGGAGAGAGAGGAAAAAAAACACACUAACAAAUUCAGACAUCCCAGUAGAACAUAUGUAGCUUUUGUAAAGAUAAGAGAUCAAAUAAGAGGACAAAACAUUUUGUUUUCCUUUUCAGAAGUGUUAAUGGAAACAGAUAUGGGAAUAAGUAUUAUAAUAAUUAUGAAAGAAGACUGCUUCAGAAUGUCUUUAGAGCACUGUGCAAAGUUUCUUUUCUCCCAAACUCACUUUUGUUUGUGAGACCCAAUGCAGACCAAACUUUUAUCCUUUUUUCCCCCGAAACAUUUUUUUCAUAAUGCUGCAGAUUCAAUUUACUUUCCCUUAAACGGUGCAUUUUUAUAUGUUUCAAUCAACAAAUCAAUCAUUUAGACACACAAUCAAUGUUAAAGCUUGCCUGAUGAUCUUGAAACUUCAGCGCUUGCUUAUAUAUUUAUAAGCUGAUGCAGAAAUCGUGUCCAAGACAUGUCCCAGUAUCAGCAUUGUCAGUCUGACUGAUCUGCUUGCCAAAUUUGAUUUGAUGUAAUCGUGUCACAUUUUUGAUGUGAAAUUAGCACAUCUUACAAAUGAUGAUCUACUUUCCUCGUCCAACUCUGUGAAAUCAUUUCCAUCGGGUCAUCUCAUUUUUAUCGUUAGACACCGAGUAGGAGGUACCUUUGUCUUGUAAUUGACAGAGGCUGGCCUUAAUAUGUCCACUAUCGUGUCCUUGUGUCAUGUGUAGAUUGUCUUAAGCGUUCAGUUAACCCCUGAUGUGGUGUUCCUUUGAGAUAACAGUCAAGCCACUGUGCCUUCUGUCCUGAGCACUUCCUCAAGUAUUUUGUAAGCUCACCAAAAGCACUUAGCCCCUACUGUUUCACUUUGUAUUCUUUGGUAAACUGCUCUGUAUGUCUCUGUAUCUGAUCCUUGGUCUUGUAGGGGUCAUUUCCAUUUCAUAAUAAUGAGUCUCAUUCAAUCAUUCAUGUGUGCUGUUGCAUCUCCUGUUAUCCCCCUUCCCUUUAGCAUAUGCACCACUGAAGGUUAUAUACUAUCUAGCGCCGAGGCCUUUUUAGAAAUUAUUUUAAUUUCUACAAUUUGAUGCCGAUGAGAUGAAAUCCAGCUCUCUUCUGCUCACAAUUAUUAUCAUUGUUCUUUUUUGUUUCAUGGAAGAAAAAAAAAGCAAA